Molecule: messenger RNA, 2164 nt
Organism: Linum tenue
Lineage: Eukaryota; Viridiplantae; Streptophyta; Magnoliopsida; Malpighiales; Linaceae
Source: the annotation of a GenBank genome assembly
AGAUAUUAACUUGCAUCCCCAUAUUGAUUAGUAAAAAUCUCAAAGUAAACAUUCAUUAGGAAAGUAUUUGGAGAGAGCAAUUAGUAAGAAACUAAGAAUCCCAAAACAAAAUAGUAAUGAUGUAGAAGAACAAAUUGCGCCCCUUUACGAUGGACCUGAUCCCGGUUUGUAAUUAUAGCCAGCCACGGCCCACGGGCCCUUUGCCAGCGAAAGCCCACGGGCGAGGAAGUGACUGAAAUGAUUUCCCCGUUUUAAUUAAUUAAUUAAAUUUUCACCUUUUAUUAUAUUUCCACUCCAUAAACAUUCGCCAAUCGUCGCCAGUCAGUCCUCCCUGUCGCCGUCGCUCCUUGGUCGGAUAUCUCAUAGCGCCCCCUUUUGUUUUCGUCUCUUCUGUUUCAGUCCUUUCCAGUCUCCACUUCUUCAAUUCUCCCUUUCGCCAAAACGCCGCCCAGAUGGCGAGAUAACGAAUCGUCCCCGCCACAAGAAUACUGCACUGAUCGCCGUCUCUUUCAGGAGGAUACUCGAGCAGUUCCUUUCUUCUUCAGAAUCCAGUCCCAAGAUGUGGUUACUGAGCAGCCGUAGCUCAACAAAGAAUGGUAUCUAAAGGGGACUUGAUUGCUAUUGGAGUCUCUGUAGGGUUGGGGCUUGGUGUAGUCAUAGCAGUGCUUCUGUUCAUCUUUGUGAGGUGGCAGAAGAAGCGGGCUGACCUUCACGGCCGAAGUUUAGCAGCCAGUGAGCAGCGGAGUCCGACUUCGUCUGCACCCAUACGAGUCAAUGGCGUGGACGCAUCGACUGAUUUCAGCGCCUCGAUAACAAUACGCGAGCCUCAGCUCGCUCACAAGGUUCCUAGCCCUCAUUCAUCUUGGUGGGGUCGGCCCAGCAAAGACCAUUUCGUCUCGGCUUCUGGGGUGAUUGGAUACUCUUACAAGGAUAUCCAGAAAGCAACACAGAAUUUCACGACAACAGUGGGGCAGGGUUCAUUCGGGGUGGUGUAUAAGGCGGUCCUGAAUUCCGGAGACACUUAUGCUGUGAAAGUCCUUGCCUCGGAUUCCAGGCAGGGGGGGAAGGAGUUCCAGACAGAGGUUUGUCUUCUUGGGAGGCUGCAUCACCGGAAUCUAGUGAAUCUGAUUGGAUACUGUGUAGAUAGGGGGCAACGAAUGCUGAUCUAUGAGUUCAUGAGCAAUGGCAGCCUGGCAAACCUUUUAUACAAUAAUGAUGCAAUCAUUCUGAGCUGGGAAGACAGGGUCCAAAUCGCUCUGGAUAUUUCACAUGGCAUUGAGUAUCUUCAUGAAGGGGUAAGCUUCAUCAUCUUUCUAUAGUUCAAUGAAGGAACUUGUGGUCUCAUUGAUCCCUCCUUUCAACACAGGCUGUUCCACCUGUUAUACAUCGCGAUUUGAAGUCUGCUAACAUAUUGUUGGACCUAUCAAUGAGAGCUAAGGUGGCUGAUUUCGGUCUGUCCAAGGAAGAUGCAUUUGACGAACAGAACUCCGGCCUCAAGGGAACUUAUGGCUACAUAGACCCAGUGUAUAUAGCAACAAACAGGUUCACUACGAAGAGCGACAUCUACAGUUUUGGUGUUAUCAUCUUUGAACUUAUUACUGGCAUCCAUCCCCAUCAGAACCUCAUGGAAUACAUCAAUCUUGCUGCAAUGAGUUCAGAUGGGGUCGAUGAAAUAAUCGACGAGAAACUUGCGGGUAAAUGCGAGAUUCAAGAGGUGAGGGAGCUAGCAAAAAUUGGUCACAGAUGCUUGCAUAAAUUCCAAAGAAAGCGGCCAACAAUAGGUGAAGUUUCACAGGGUAUAUUGAAGAUAAAACAGCGUCGCCAUGUCAGGCAAGAUACCAUGUCCUCACAAGCAAGUUUCUCGAGAGUUCUAAGCAGGAUACAGAGUCAACAUAUAGAAUUGAGUAGAAUAGCCAGCAUGAAAGAGGGUGAUCCAUAGUCUUAACUUUUUCCUAGAUUUUUUUUUUUUUUUUGUGGCUUUCCUUCUCUUCUCCCACUUCUUUUCUGGUUUUCCCAAAAUUUUGUGCUAUUUCAAGGUCUCCACUUAUUUACUUCAUAACUGAGGCCAGACAGAGUAUAUACUAUACCCUCUACUCAUUUUUGCUAACUCAUUGAAAGUUUCAUCGUGUUCAAAUUUAAGAAUACAAAAUGUCUAGAUCAGUAC